Molecule: messenger RNA, 3315 nt
Organism: Canariomyces notabilis
Lineage: Eukaryota; Fungi; Ascomycota; Sordariomycetes; Sordariales; Chaetomiaceae
Exons: 5
Coding region: 1-3315 (1104 amino acids)
Cellular component (GO): membrane
Source: RefSeq, a predicted model, not a curated record
AUGGCUUCUCCUGGGUCUGGCAUCGCUCCGCGUGGAAGGAGACAUUCGUCCGUUUCCUCGGGAGACGCGCACGAAGGCGAACAUGCAAGCCCAUCUAACCAUCUUCACCUUCCACCGAAUACCAACAGUGAAGGGCGGCACCUUUCCUCCUCGGUUGGUUCUACAGGCCACCGCGAACCCCUAAGGUCCUUUAUACACGGCUCUGUUAGGGAUCAUCUCGCCCCCUUAGAUAGCGUACAGUCUGCACGCUCCGUCCGUGAGGACACUGCCGAAUUAGCCAGCUACUUGCUUUCCGCCAAAAGAGACGGGCGACCUGCUCCAUUCCUAUCCCGGCCCCGAUCCGUUCCCUCCCAAGCAUCCAAACCGGACCGCGAAUUAUCCACUCCAGAGAUAGUUCGUCCGGGCCCUAGUCGCGCGAGAGCAUCCGAGAUUAUAGAUGAGGUAUCGGAGCCACCGUCCCCCAAGGAGACCGAUGACCAAGCUACGAGCGGUCCGUCAAUGCUCACCGCGAUGUUUAGAAGGUCACCGCCUGACCAGGCUUACAACAUACCGCCAAAGGAGGACCAAAUACACGAAGAUAGUUUCUCGGUCGAGGAAGGCGAGGAUGACGGCCAAUCCGACGUGAGGGUGUCCACUCCCGAGCCGCGACCCUUGCUAGCCCAUCGCGAUACGGGAGACGAAGCGAGCGAAGUGUCCCCAUUGCUACCUGCUCGAUCCCGAGAAAGCAGGGGAAGCUAUGGAAUCAGCAAUGGAGGCACAGGAUAUGAUGUGGAGGGUCAGAAGAGCCCACGCCAUACAAAGUGGCUGGGGAGGGCGGUCGACUCAAUCCGGAGAAAAGGAGUCCGAGUGGUUAGUAUUCUCCCGUCUGCGGAAAGUCCCAAGCACUGGGACCGCCACACCCUCUGGAGGAACUUGGUCGUAGCCCCAAUUGCCUGCCUUCCUGCAGUCAUCGUUGGGCUACUUCUCAAUAUUCUGGACGCAUUGUCAUACGGAAUGAUUCUCUUUCCCCUUGGGAGCCCGAUCUUUGCCGGCUUGGGGUCUGCCGGAAUAUCCAUCUUCUACGUCAGCACCAUCGUCUCACAACUGACCUUUUCGCUUGGAAGUAUAUUCAAGGGCGGCGUUGGCUCGGAGUUGAUCGAAGUAGUGCCUUUCUUCCACAGCAUGGCUGCCACCAUCACCGACAUAGUUGGAGAAGAUGACCCCGACGCAGUGAUUGCCACUACGAUCACUUCGUACGCGCUGAGCUCCAUGCUCACGGGUACCGUCUUCUACCUUAUGGGAAAGUUCAAAUUUGGCUACAUUGUGGGCUUCAUUCCCCGCCACAUAUUGAUCGGUUGCAUCGGCGGUGUUGGAUGGUUCCUGGUUGCAACAGGAUUCGAGGUAACGGCCCGGAUGGAUGGGAGCCUCAACUACGACAUCAACACUCUCAAGCGACUCAUUCAGGCCGACACGGUUCCCCUCUGGAGCAUCCCUCUUGUGCUGGCACUCAUUUUGUUUUACAGUCAAUCCAGGAUCACUUCUAAAUACUUGCUCCCUCUAUACAUCCUCUCCAUUCCCGCAGCUUUCUAUGCCAUCGUUGCUGCUCUAGGUUCAUUGAACCCGGAGCGACUGCGAGAUGGAGGCUGGGUCUUCGAAGGGCCCCCUGCUGGAGAGCCCUGGUGGUACUUCUACACACUGUAUAAGUUUGGCAAAGUUGAUUGGGGCGCUAUCGUACAAUGCAUUCCGGCCAUGUUUGCCCUGACCUUUUUCGGCAUUUUGCACGUUCCGAUCAAUGUGCCGGCGCUAGCUCUCAAUACCGGCGAGGAUCAUGCGAACCUUGAUCAUGAACUAAAGCUGCACGGGUACUCUAACUUCCUCUCCGGUUUGGCAGGUAGCAUCCAGAACUAUCUCGUCUACGCCAACAGUCUGUUUUUUAUGCGCUCAGGGGGCAACAGCCGACUGGCCGGCAUAGAGCUAGCGAUCCUCACCUUCCUGGUCAUGACAGUUGGACCCUCCUUGGUUGGCUUCAUCCCGGUUAUGAUGGUCGGCGUCCUCAUCUUUGACCUAGGUUUCGAACUCCUACUCGAAGCAGUGUGGCAACCGCGGAAGAAGCUGAAGCUGCUCGAGUACAUGACGGUGAUUGCCAUCGUCCUUAUCAUGGGGAUCUAUGACUUUGUCAUUGGGAUCGGAGUGGGAAUCAUCCUGGCAUUCGUCUCACUUACUGUCCAAACAUCAAGAGUUUCGGCCGUCCGGGCGAGCUACUCCGGCGAAGUGGUGGGCUCGACGGUCAGAAGGAACCCGACCCAACAACACUACCUCCAGCAAGUUGGUCGUCAAAUCAAUAUCAUUAAGCUCGCGGGUUAUUUGUUUUUCGGUACAAUCGUUAGCGUGGAAGAUAAAAUCAGGGCUCUUAUCACGGACGAGGAGUUCAGCCGACACCCAAUCAAGUUCCUCAUCCUUGAUCUCUGGUUGGUGACGGGUCUCGACUACUCAGCAGGAGAGGGCUUCAAGACGAUCAGCCGUCUACUGAACGGCAAGAACAUUGAGCUUAUCCUCAGUGGAGUUGAAGCGGAACUGCCCCUCGGUCGGAGCCUGCGGGCGGUUGGGCUGGGCGAGGAUGGCGUGGAGGUCAAACUGUUGCCCAACCUCAACUCUGCUCUCGAGUACUGCGAAAACGAACUCCUCAAGACGUUAUAUAGCGAUCUAGAAGACUCGCAGAGCUCACAUAGCGUCUCAGCAGCCAACUUGGAUGUUCCAGGGUCGCCAGACGUCAAUCCGCUAACAGGGGAUAUGCUCGGCUCAUCCCCUCGUCGCAAUCUCCUCCGCGAAGCCGCGCGUAAGUCGCUUGGGCAGGUCGAAGUGAAGCGCAUGUCACGCUGGCAGAGUUUCAAGGAACCUCUCCGGCUGCUGUUGCAAAUCUUUCGGGACGUGAGCGACAAGAACGAGGACUUUUGGUUCCGCGCCGUCGGCUACUUCCAACGCCGCGAGUACGCGGCGGGCACGGUCCUGUUCCGGCGCGGCGAGCGCGCAGAAAGCUUUUACCUGCUCGAAUCGGGCAUCCUGAGGGCCGAGUACGACCUGCCGCAGGGCUGGCUGCUUGAAAGCAUCGUGGCCGGCACGACGUGCGGGGAGCUGCCGUUCUUCUCCGAGACGAACAGGACGGCGACGUGCGUGGUGGAGCGGGACUGUGUGGUGUGGCUGAUGGACAAGGAGAACUGGGAGAGACUGCAGAAGGAGGAGCCCGAUGUGGCUCAGGAGCUGCUGCGAAUCUCGCUCAAACUGACGAGCGAGCGGAUGGGAGUAAUCACGUCGUAUACCCUCACCAUGGCCGGGUAA